Molecule: messenger RNA, 3350 nt
Organism: Nylanderia fulva
Lineage: Eukaryota; Metazoa; Arthropoda; Insecta; Hymenoptera; Formicidae
Product: Sterol regulatory element binding protein
Biological process (GO): regulation of transcription by RNA polymerase II; pericentric heterochromatin formation; lymphocyte proliferation
Cellular component (GO): pericentric heterochromatin; nucleus
Molecular function (GO): RNA polymerase II cis-regulatory region sequence-specific DNA binding; protein dimerization activity; DNA-binding transcription factor activity, RNA polymerase II-specific
Source: RefSeq, a predicted model, not a curated record
AUACGAUCGUUUGUAAUUUUUUAGUUAUUGCGCUUGACAUAUCCGUGUUUGGUUCGCACGAGUUACUUGUCGUCCUGUCGUUGGAUUUAUUUCGAUGAGGCGAAAUAUUUGACAAAUUUUGACAGAACGAUGACAGACCCGGGCGGAUGGGCGCCAGCCCAAGAUAAUGAUUUCACAAAUUUUCAAUCGAAUGACAGCUUCAAUUUGAAUGAAGUCACUGGCAUCGAUGAUCUUCUAACAAAUUGCGAGAGUGAAUUAUUGAAAAAUGAGCUUUUCAGCGACGAAGCUUUACUUUCUGAGCUGGAGGAGCCUAUGCCAGUGGAUGGGGAUACGUUUGAUUUCUUAAAUAUUAACAAUGAUGAAUUUAAGGAUUUUAAAGACUUCAAAGAUCCAGCUCUUCUUGAAUCACCAAAUACAAAUGUUACAGUAACACAGCAAUCAGUGACAGAUAAUAAUCAACCUGUUGCUUAUAUGCAGCAAGAUGUUACAUCCAUACCACAAAAUAGGCCACAGAGAAUAUCAGUGGCAUCAACAGCGCCUACAGUAUUUAGCUCACAAUACACAAUACCACAAAAUGUGAAUUUUAAUGUUCAGUCGCCAAAUGUUGUAACCUUGGCUCCGGUUACUCAGCAACGGCAGCUACUUCUACCUGCUAAAUUGAUCAAAUCAGAGUCUCUUGUAUAUGCUAAAGGUGGACAACAGACUAUUACAUCAACUCCUGUUCAACAUCAGAUACAUACUCUUGUAAAUACUGCAAACGGAACAGUGUUAACUACUGGGAUUCCUGUAGUACUUGACACCGAUAAAGUGCAGAUCAAUCGUCUAAACACAGGCGCACACGUGGGUGUACCUAGAGUGAGAGAAGUGAAACGCAGCGCUCACAAUGCUAUCGAGCGACGUUACAGAACGUCGAUCAACGAUAAGAUAAUUGAAUUAAAGAACAUGAUAGUCGGCGUCGACGCCAAGUUAAAUAAGUCGGCGAUUUUACGGAAAACUAUCGACUAUAUCAGGUAUUUGCAAAAUGCGAACGCGAAAUUAAAAGCCGAGAAUAUGUCAUUGAAAAUGACAGCUCAACGACAAAAUCUUCGGGACCUCCUGGUGUGCGGGGAACUUACACCUCCGCGUUCGGAUUCGAGCGAGCCGUCCCUGUCGCCUGCACCCGCGCCGAUGUCGCCGCCUUCUCCGUCGUCGAUAAAGGACGAUUCGGAUGUCCUGCAGAAUCUUCAUUCCGUGUCCACUUCUGGAGGCAUGAGGGAUCACACUCGAUUGACAUUGUGCGGAUUUAUGCUACUCUUCUUGGCAUUCAAUCCUCUUGGUAUUCUCAUAAACAAUGUUGGAAAAUUCAACUACGAUUACUUAAACACGAAAUUGGAUGGACGGACGAUACUUAAUUAUCAAGAUCAGCCGGAAUCGGACAAACAAUUGUGGAGCAACGUUAUUCUUUGGUUCACCAAUUUGAUACUUUUGGCGGGUGGUCUCUGUAGAUUGUUGCUUUACGGGGAUCCCGUUUUUCCUACCGACAGCAAGAUCUUCCUCGAGCUACGUCGUUGGCGACGUCAGGCCGAAUUCAAUAUAUCCAAACACGAGUAUAAUCAGGCGUAUCGAGACUUACAUCAAUGGCUGCAAUACUUCGGCCGAUCUUUCCCGUUGUCGCGCACAGAGAUUUUUCUCGCGACCACGUGGCAAAUAGUGAGGCAAAUUCUUCACAAGUUAUGGCUGGGAAAAUGGGUCACGCUAAUCGGCAAGUGGUUUUCAGAGAAAUCAGAACGGCAGCAAUCAGAGAUGUCUGUGGAGAUAGCAGUCGUUUACCAACACAUGCUCUGCCUUCGUUUGUCCGAGGGUACGAAAGAUUCGACAGUGUAUCUUGCUUUAUGUGCCAUCAAUUACGCUGAGAUCGCUGGAGAGAAUAUGCCGAAGCCGCUCCUGGCGGAAAUAUACGUGAACGCCGCGUUAUGUUUGAAGGAAUCCUUCUUCCCGUACAUACACAAAUAUUAUCUCGGUAAAGCACGCGCCUUGCUGUCCUCGUGCGCCGUUCCUCCGAAAUUAAAGUGGAUCAUGACUGACGAAGGCGCGAGAUUUUUGGCGUCUCAGAAGUGGCGAUACAAGAAACAGUCCGACAGCGAGUUUACGUCGCAAAGCAGCCGAGCGGAUCCCUUAUCGUACGCGGCCCGCGCAUAUAGAGAUCAUCUGAUCGAGCAGUGCUUGCGUUUGUUGACUGGUACAGCUGGAGAGUGUCAUGCAUCUACUGUACUUGAAUUGGGACGAAUCAUUAUGGCUUCUGCAGAAGUGGACGCCUGUUUCCCAUCUAUUGACAAAAUCAGUGUAGCAACGUGCGAAGAUGAAAUUGGAUUAUGGUGGGGAGCGGUGAUUUGCGCUGCUGCAAGUUGGAGAUUAGGAGAGGAAGAUUCGAAGGCGUGGAACAUUGUGGAGAGUAAAUUUCCUUAUGAAAGGAAUUUCCAAAUCAGUGACAAUAGUAGUAGCAGUCCAUUACCACAUGCUGUACUAAAUGUUCUGCAGGCAGCAAAACAUUCUACAAAGUUGGUUUCCACACGUUUCAUUGAUCAGGCAGGAUUACUACUUGAACAAUCCAUGGUGUACUAUCAUUGCAAAGAGCAAUCAUCACAACAAAUUUUGCUUACUCAAUUAUGGGUCUGCGACUGGCUUCUCGAAAUACGCACAACACUAUGGCAAGACUUGAGUCAGGAUGUAGAGUUGGAAAAACCUGUCGUGAGUAUGUCUCUUGCGGGCUUCCAACGUGACUUGGCAUGCCUGAGACAAUUGUGUCAACAUAUUCCAUCUGUAUUGGCACGAGUGUUUCUGUAUGAAGCCACAGCGCGCAUUAUGGCUGGCGCGACGCCAGUGAAGACGCAGAUUUUGUUAGACCGAAGUCUGCACCACAGAAACUCGCGUUCCUCGAUCAUAUGCGGCAAGGAUCGAUCGCAGGAACAGAACAACGGCGAGCGGGAACAUGCGGCCGCGUUAUGCUUGGCGUGCAGACAUCUGCCAACGCUACUGUUAGCUUCGCCGGGAGAACGUGCUGGGAUGCUCGCGGAAGCUGCGAAGACGCUUGAACGAAUAGGGGACAGGAAACGUCUUCAGGAAUGUUACAAAUUGAUGCGGCAAUUAGGAUCCGCGAUCACUGUUAAUUAACGCGUCGAUUAUGUUUUAUGAAUUUACGCGUAUAUUGUGUACGCGUUAAGAUAUCUAUUAUUUAUAGACUCAUUAAUUUAUGCAUACACACAUGUACAAAUCUUAUUGUUGUUUUGUAUAAUUAUUUUCUUCUACUCUUAUUAAAGAUAGAAUAAGAUAAAUCUUUAUCCUUUUUUUAUUCAUAAAUAUUUUGAAAAUUA